CCAUCCAUCCGGUUUGCACGGACAGGGAUGACCGCUGAGGACUCGCGGCUUGCCUCGCCCUGUUUUGCAACAUCGAAGCAGCAUUUUGAAGACAUUCGUUUUAAAAAUAUAUACAAUGUAUCCUUUCGUUGAUAUAGGGUGGAAGUCUCUCUAGAACAACUACUUUUUUUCAUGUCUGACAAGCCAGUAAAUGAGAAAUGGAGUGCCGGUACUAUUUGAUGAGCGGAGGAAAAUUGAUUUCGUUUAAAAGAUAUGGCUGUGAAGCCAUGUGCUUCUUUGUUUACAAAAACAUAGGCUAUUAGUGGAGUGGUGAAAUUGUGUGAAUAGUUCUGUAAAGAAUUUGGACUUGUAAGAAGUGAGCCGCACAACCGUACCUGCAACUUGCCUGGAGCAGUCUAUUCAGACAGUGGGACAAACUGUAUCUGCCAACUCAAUGCCUAGUUUCAAUUCCCCACCGACCAUUCGUAAGGUGUCUGUGUGUUUUCCAGGUGGCAAGGAUGAUUUCUCAGGUUCUCCUGACGGGGACACUAUGUUGCCUACUCCCAGGUUUGCUGGAUGCUACACCACUGAAGGCUAGAGCUGUUAGGGAGGUCAGCAUCAACUCUGCCCAGGCUCGUGGCUUCCUGUCUCAGUCACGCCCCAAACGGAACGUCGAUCACAGGGGGCACCGCGGCACGCCUGAUUUCCAGUCCUACUACAAAUUCUACAACAGCAUCGGCCAUAUUGAAGGACUGUAUGAGAUUGACAGGAUCAGGAUGCUGUAUCAGCAGAUGCGUCACCUGGAGCAGGUCUAUGGGCCAGACGCCUCCAGCUACCAGAAUGCCCUGGGUGUGAUAACCCCACCACCCACCACCAUAGCUCCUACUACCACCACACUGCCUGCUACCACUCAGCCCACUCCUACUACCCAAGCACCACUUUCUUUUACUAAGACUGACGUCCUGUAUCUGUGUAACCCCAAAGACCCCCUAUGUAAAGCUCACAUCGUCUACCUGCCUGCAGGGGCCAUCCCAGUCCUCUGUGACCCACGCUACAACCCUGCCUGCAAGCCCCAAACUGGUAAGGUGGUCCUUGCUGCUGUACCUAUGGAGCCAGCUUUUGCAGCACCUCUGGAGCCAGCUGUUGAAGCACCACCUCCACGAUCUCCUAAGAAGUCUCUCCAACCUCCUCGUCCUCCUCCCAUCGUUAUUAAAGGAAUGGAGUAUGACUGUGACCCUUACUGGGACCCUGACUGCCUGAUCGAUCACCCACCUCGCCCUGUCAAGGCGACUGAGCCACUAACACCACCCCAUACACUCCCCGUUGUUGUGGAGAAGAAGGUGAAGGAAGACGUUGCUCUUGAGACCAAAACACCUUUUGACCUGCGUAAUUUUCGGCAUGACAUAAUUGACCCUUACCGCUAUUCUGACCAAGCCCAUGACCCGCAGUAGAUGAAUAAAACAACAUAAAUUUGACAUACAAAUAAAACAGUAGUGUUAGUUUACAACAGAAGAUCAGUAAACAAAUACAGGUAGAACAAAACCAUAACUUUUUUUAAUGCAAUUUCCCUCCAAGUAUGACACUUUUUCACUUCAUCAGAGAAUAUGGUUUCAGUUUUAGAGACAAGCCUGACAAAAUCUUGUAUUCAACGUGUGUAUGUGAGCCUGUUAUUUUCCUUAACAUUAGGACAUUUGUCUGGCUGUGGACUCUACGAGGUGUUGAAAGCGUUCCACAGACACAGUUGUGUCAUGUUGGCUGGAUGUCCUUUUGAUACACACGGAAACUGUUGAGCGUGAAAAACCCAGCAGCGUUGCAGUUCUUGACACACUCAAACCGGUGUUCCUGGCUCCGACUACCAUACCCCGUUGAAAAGCACUCAAAUCUUUUGUCUUCACCAUUCACCCUCUGAAUGGAACACAUACACAAUCCAUGUCUCAAUUGUCUCAAUGCUUAAAAAUUAUUCUUUAACCUGUCUCCUCCCCUUCAUCUACACUGAUUUGAAGUGGAUUUAACAAGUGACAUCAAUAAAGGAUCAUAGCUUUCACCUGGAUUCAUGUGGUCAGUUUGUCAUGAAAAGAGCCGGUGUUCCUGAUGUUUUGUACACAGUGUAUACAGUGCAUUUGGAAAGUGUUCAGACCCCUUCACUUUUUCCACAUUUUGUUAAAAUGGUUUGUCAUUUCCCCCCCCCCAUCAAUCUACACACAAUACCCCAUAAUGACAAUGCAAAAACAGGUUUUUAAUUCACAAAAAAUGUAUAAAAAAUAUACAACUAAAAUUUGACAUUUACCUAAGUAUUCAGACCCUUUACUCAGUACUUUGUUGAUGCACCCCUUGCAGCGAUUACAGCCUUGAGUCUUCUUGGGUAUGACGCUACACCUGUAUUUGAGGAGUUUUUCCCCAUUCUCUGCAGAUCCUCUCAAGCUCUGUCAGGUUGGAUGGGGAGCGUUGCUGUACAGCUAUUUUCAGGUCUCUCCCGAGAUGUUAGAUCGGGUUCAAGUCCGGGCUCUGGUUGGGCCACUCAAGGACAUGAGACUUGUCCCGAAGGCACUCCUGCAUUGUCUUAGCUGUGUGCUUAGGGUCGUUGUCCUGUUGGAAGGUGAACCUUCGCCUCAGUCUAAGCGCUCUGACGCAGGUUUUCAUCAAGGAUCUCUCUGUACUUUGCUCCAUUCAUCUUUCCCUCGAUCCUGACUAGUCUCCCAGUCCCUGCCGCUGAAAAACAUCCCCACAGCAUUUUGCUGCCACCAUCAUGCUUCUCCGGAGGGAUGGUAUUAGCCAGGUGAUGAGCGGUGCCUGCUUUCCUCCAGACUUGACGCUUGGCAUUCAGGCCAAAGAGUUCAAUCUUGGUUUUAUCAGACCAGAGAAUCUUGUUUCUCAUGGUCUGAGACUCAUAUCAAGUUGUAGAAACGUCUCAAGGAUGAUCAAUUGAAACAGGAUACAUCUGAGCUCAAUUUCGAGUCUCAUAGCAAAGGGUCUGAAUACUUAUGUAAAUAAGGUAUUUGUUUUUUAUUUUGAAUAAAUUUGUUAACAUUUCUUUAAAAUAAAACUGUUUUUUCUUUGUCA
Oncorhynchus masou masou (cherry salmon) is the source of this 3039-nucleotide messenger RNA. RefSeq lists its product as uncharacterized. The record is from RefSeq and is a predicted model, not a curated record. The coding region runs from base 498 to 1430 and encodes 310 amino acids. NCBI's taxonomy places the organism in Eukaryota, Metazoa, Chordata, Actinopteri, Salmoniformes, Salmonidae. The transcript has 6 exons.